AUGACUUGCAUGUUGCAAGACAAUGUAGCUAGGCACAGGGAUGCCAAAGGCAAAGGGGAUGUCAAAGGCACAAAGCUUGCAUGUCGCAAGGCGAUGUGCCUAGGCACGAGGGUGCCGAAGGCGACACAAACCUUGCAUGUUUGUAAGGCGAUGUGCUUGGGCACGGGGGUGCCGAAGGUGACACAAGGUGUGGCUAGGCACGGGGGUACCGAAGGCGACGCAAAGCUUGGAUGUCGCAAGGCGAUGUAG
Molecule: messenger RNA, 249 nt
Organism: Prunus armeniaca (apricot)
Lineage: Eukaryota; Viridiplantae; Streptophyta; Magnoliopsida; Rosales; Rosaceae
Source: the annotation of a GenBank genome assembly